Molecule: messenger RNA, 1578 nt
Organism: Arabidopsis lyrata subsp. lyrata
Lineage: Eukaryota; Viridiplantae; Streptophyta; Magnoliopsida; Brassicales; Brassicaceae
Product: probable polygalacturonase
Exons: 3
Coding region: 79-1497 (472 amino acids)
Biological process (GO): carbohydrate metabolic process
Molecular function (GO): polygalacturonase activity
Source: RefSeq, a predicted model, not a curated record
CAUGUAUCAAAAGAGAGAUCUGGAGUUCUAGUUUCAGUUGUUAUCAUUGGAUAAGAUUAUUGAGAAAAAAUUAAAAAUAUGGGAAGCAUAUUAUUGAUACUAUUAUUCUUCUCUCUCGUCCAAUCACGUUCGUACACGUCAUAUUCGAAAAUCCAACUUCCCGGCGAUUCUCUGGCUCUUUCCGUUACCGAUUUCGGCGCUACCGGCGAUGGUAUCAACUACGAUACUUCUGCGGUACAGUCCACCAUUGACGCCUGCAAUCGUCACUACACAUCGUCUUCUUCCAUCUGCCGCGUCACUUUCCCUUCCGGCAACUAUUUGACAGCUAAGCUCCAUCUCCGAUCUGGUGUUGUUCUCGAUGUGACGGAGAACGCUGUGCUUCUCGGGGGACCGAGAAUCGAGGAUUAUUAUCCGGCGGAGACUUCUUCGGAUUGGUACGUGGUGGUGGCGAACAACGCGACGGACGUUGGAAUUACCGGCGGAGGAGCGAUUGAUGGCCAGGGAUCGAAGUUCGUGGUCAGAUUCGACGAGAAGAAGAACGUGAUGGUGAGCUGGAACCAAACCGGAGCUUGCUUGGGUGAUGAGUGUAGACCUAGACUUGUUGGAUUCGUUGAUUCUAGAAACGUUGAGAUCUGGAACAUCACAUUACGAGAGCCUGCGUAUUGGUGCUUGCACAUUGUGAGGUGUGAGAACACAUCAGUCCACGAUGUAUCGAUCCUAGGGGACUUCAAUACUCCAAAUAACGAUGGAAUCGACAUUGAGGACUCAAACAACACUGUUAUAACUCGGUGUCACAUUGACACAGGAGAUGAUGCAAUAUGUCCCAAGACUUAUACUGGUCCGCUUUACAACUUAACCGCUACAGACUGUUGGAUCCGAACCAAAUCCUCAGCCAUUAAACUCGGUAGCGCGAGCUGGUUUGACUUCAAAGGUCUUGUCUUUGAUAACAUCACCAUUUUUGAAUCUCACAGAGGCCUUGGCAUGCAAAUACGCGAUGGAGGAAAUGUGAGUGACAUUACAUUUUCAAACAUAAACAUUAGUACAAGAUACUACGAUCCUUCUUGGUGGGGACGCGCAGAACCAAUCUAUAUAACAACUUGCCCGCGUGACUCAUCUGCAAAGGAAGGAUCAAUCUCGAAUCUCCUAUUUGUAAACAUAACAAUCAAUUCCGAAAACGGAGUCUUUUUAUCGGGUUCACCAAAUGGACUACUCUCAGAUAUAAAGUUCAAAAACAUGAACCUUACUGUCAGAAGAUGGAGUAAUUAUAGUGCAGGGCUUGUGGAUUAUAGACCUGGAUGUCGAGGUCUCGUGAAUCAUAGCGCCACGGCUGGGAUCAUAAUGGAACAUGUGAACGGGUUUAGCAUUGAGAAUGUUGACCUGAAAUGGUCAGAUGAUCUGAAUUCUGGGUGGAAUGUUCCUCUCGAAUUUAGACCUUCCACCGUGAAUAAUGUCUCGUUUGUUGGUUUCAAUUCUGGUCUUUUACACGAGAUUGUUUGAGUUUGAUUACUACGUUUUGGUUGGUGAACACAAGAUUGCAUGAAUCAUUAUGUUUGGCUUAGUAGAAGAUUUGGAUUCUUA